Peronospora belbahrii is the source of this 333-nucleotide messenger RNA. The record is from the annotation of a GenBank genome assembly. NCBI's taxonomy places the organism in Eukaryota, Oomycota, Peronosporomycetes, Peronosporales, Peronosporaceae.
AUGACCGUACAAAGUCUUGUUAAGAUGUUUGAAACCAUGGCCGUUUCGGCAAGAGUGGAUACAUCGAAACAAGUGCUGAAAUCAUCAUUGCCUGAACGAAGCAACGUUCUUCGACCGGCAACAUACUAUGAUGGACUGAUACAGACUGAAGAAUCUGUUGUGACCAAGAGUGUCCGUCAAGACAAGUCUGUCACGAUCAAGAAGGAGUUACAACAACCCAAGAUGAUGGUGCUACAGAUGGAGGAGAAAGAGCUAAAGGAGCAGAAAUACAUCCGUCAAGUACCACAUACCAGAUGUAGCCAAGCCCCUGUAACAAAGCUACUUAUGCACUGA